Messenger RNA from Penaeus monodon (black tiger shrimp), 933 nucleotides. RefSeq lists its product as uncharacterized. NCBI's taxonomy places the organism in Eukaryota, Metazoa, Arthropoda, Malacostraca, Decapoda, Penaeidae. Gene Ontology annotation, molecular function: zinc ion binding; nucleic acid binding. The transcript has 5 exons. The record is from RefSeq and is a predicted model, not a curated record. The coding region runs from base 338 to 844 and encodes 168 amino acids.
UGUGUAUUUGCUAUUUUUGUUCUAUUUUUUUUUUAUUAUUAUGUUGUGAUAUUGGUAUUAAUUUCCAUGUUAUUUGCAGCCUUUUUGUUGUGCAUGUGAUACCUGGGGACCUAAAACCAAGAACUGCAGUGUUUAUGCAUUACCCCCCCUUCACAAUCAAGCAGUACUUCAAGUGCUUAUGCCAUCCAUUUUGGUUGUUUACAUUGGCUGCUAUUUGCAUAUUACCGCUACUACGGUUGCCAUUGUUUAAGACGAGCACCACUACCAUUAUUACUACUACUACUACAACUACUACUACUGUUACUAUUACUACGGUGUUCUGGGACGCGCAACUGAGAUGGCCGAAGCAGCUGACAGGUAUAGAAGCGCUCAUUUGUAUCGCGGCAAAGCACUGAAGUUUCCCCAGCCUAAACCUUUCAGCCAGACUAGAGAUAAGGGAACUAUUGAUGAAAUUGUUUGUCAUGCUUGUGGUAAAAACGGACAUAUCAAACCAAACUGCCCCGAUAAUCCCAGGAAUUUCAGAGGUGUGAAGAUCCCGAACCAAUCCUGUCCUGAUGACCCAAGCCCUGCUACUACUGAUGUGGCUACCUUAACAUCCUGCGCUAGUCCUGACCUCUGUGAACCCCCUGAAGAACCUGACCUCUGUGACCUACCCAAUCUACCUUCUUCCUGUGACCAAACCGAUUUCCCUGACAAGCCUACAUUUCCUUUCUCCACUGAAAGUACGCAGCCUUUUUGUUGUGCAUGUGAUACCUGGGGACCUAAAACCAAGAACUGCAGUGUUUAUGCAUUACCCCCCCUUCACAAUCAAGCAGUACUUCAAGUGCUUAUGCCAUCCAUGUGAUUGUUAUUAACCAAACCAAUAUUCUUUUGUUUUAUGUAUGGUUAUGGGUUGUUGAAUAUAUAUAUCUCGAAUAAAAUGAAUAUAUCAAA